Molecule: messenger RNA, 1553 nt
Organism: Cynara cardunculus var. scolymus (artichoke)
Lineage: Eukaryota; Viridiplantae; Streptophyta; Magnoliopsida; Asterales; Asteraceae
Product: soyasapogenol B glucuronide galactosyltransferase-like
Exons: 1
Coding region: 7-1491 (494 amino acids)
Molecular function (GO): UDP-glycosyltransferase activity
Source: RefSeq, a predicted model, not a curated record
GAACAAAUGUCGUCGGAGUUACAACACACAUCCGCCAUGUUUACCGGCGACAACACCCAGCUUCAUGUCGUUUUCCUCCCUUCUUUCCUUUCUGGCCACAUGAUCCCUCUGGUCCAAUUCGCCAGGCUCUUUGCAGCCCGUGGAGUUCGCUCCACCAUCAUCACCACCGUCYACAAUGCCCUCACAUUUCAAGCCUCCGUUGACCGUGACAUCGCCGCCGGGUACYCUAUCAACGUYCACACCGUAAACUUUCCAGCAUYGGAGGUCGGAAUUCCCAUCGGAGUAGAAAAUGUGGGCACUGCCCCUAAACCAGAAAUGGCAUCCGCAGUUUUCCGUGGGAUGAUGGUGCUCCAGACACCAAUCGAACAAUUGAUUCGCGAUCUUGCACCAGAUUGCAUCUGCUCCGACGUGUUAUUCCCAUGGACUAUUGACCUCGCCGACGAACUCAAAAUCCCGGGACUGUUUUUUWMCMCUAYUUCUGUCUUUUCUGAAWCCGUUUUCCGUAGCUUGAAAGUUAACGCUCCUCAGGMUAAAGUGAAAUCGGAAUCCGAGAGUUUUGUGGUUCCAAAUUUGCCAGAUAAAAUCACGAUGAACAGGUCCCAGGUCCCACAACAUCUUAAAACGAAGACCACAKUGAGUGCGAUAAUGGAAGCGGUUGAACAAUCUGAGAAGCGAAGUUGCGGAAUGGUUCACAACACGCUUUACGAGAUCGAACCUGCAUAUGUGGAUCACAAURACUUGUUGAAAGGUACCAAAACCUGGUCUGUUGGUCCACUUUUUCAGUUUUUCAACAACGAUGACGACAACGGAGGUGUGUCGGAAAAGCACACUUCUCUGAGUUGGCUCGACAAUCARAAACCCAAAUCGGUGAUAUACGCUUGUUUUGGUAGCAUGGYGAGAUUCCCAGAUGCUCAAAUCACUGAAAUUGCAUUGGCGUUGGAAGAAUCUAAGCAGCCGUUUGUUUGGGUGGUGGGCAAGAAGGGAGGAGAGGAAAAGAUCGGUGGAAUGCCGGAAGGUUUUCAGGAGAGGGUCGAGAAAGAAAAUAAGGGUUUAAUCUUGACGGCAUGGGCACCGCAGGUGAAGAUUCUACAACACCCGGCGGUUGGAGGGUUCUUGACUCACUGCGGUUGGAACUCCGUGAUGGAGGCCGUGGGCGCCGGUGUACCGAUGAUGACUUGGCCCUUGUUCGGCGAGCAAUUUUGCAACGAGAAGUUGGUUGAGCUUUUAGGGAUUGGAGUSGGUGUCGGGGYGGAAKUUGGGAACUCGAGUCCUGUGAUCAGAAGCCCAAUAGUCGAAAAAGGAAGUAUACUAGAGGCUAUUCGGGUGAUAACAGGUGGAUCCGCCAUAGCUGAAAGCAUCAGAAGCAAGUCAAAAGCGUUGUCCAUAAUAGCCAAAGAGGCUGUUGAACCAGGUGGGUCUUCUUUUAAUUGUUUAACGGCGUUGAUAGAAGAGCUCAACGCCGUUAAAUUGGCCUCAAAGUCGUUACCAUAAGACCAAGGAGUCAAUUACGUUUUAUUGCAUCCCCUCGAUAUUAGAACCUAUCUCCGUAUAUG